Molecule: messenger RNA, 1366 nt
Organism: Plasmodium coatneyi
Lineage: Eukaryota; Apicomplexa; Aconoidasida; Haemosporida; Plasmodiidae
Product: Ferrochelatase
Exons: 4
Coding region: 314-1366 (350 amino acids)
Biological process (GO): heme biosynthetic process
Molecular function (GO): protoporphyrin ferrochelatase activity
Source: RefSeq, a predicted model, not a curated record
GUAACGUAUGCGCAUAUACAAAUGUGUUGUGUUUCCUACGUAGGUGCAAAUUUUACAACUUAUCUUGUGCGGUGUUUAGCCUCAUUUGUUUGCUUCCCAAUUUUUUUUUUCUUAAAUUAAUUUUUGCCUGCCAUUUUAUUCUCUCUCUUUGUGAAAUGUGAAGAUCAUCCCUUCAGCGUCAACUUGGGCGAAGUUUCAUUUGCAUAGUGAUAGAUUUCGCGGUCCCAUUUUGGCUCGCCCGAAUUGAAUUUUAGCCGCCCUGUUGAUCCGCACGCACCACCUGUGAACAUCGCAGCUGGUACCGUUCGUAAAAAUGAAUAUAGAGGACUUUCUAAAAUUCAACAACUUAAAAUUAUCCAAAGAUAAAAUAGCAAACAGCCUCCAACGCAACAAAAUCGGCAUCCUCAUAACCAAUUUGGGCAGCCCCGCGAAACCGACUUAUUGGGCGUUGUUCAAAUAUUUGGCUAAUUUCCUGGGUGACCCGCGAGUUGUCAAGCUGAAUCGCUUUUUGUGGCUGCCCGUGCUCUACAGCUACGUACUGCCCUUCCGCAGCGGAAAGUCCCUAUCCAAAUAUAAAAAUGUGUGGACAGAUGAUGGGUCCCCUCUAUGCGUGAACACGCAUAAGCAAUGCGCAGCGCUGAAGGAGCGUUUAUUUGCAAUGUACAAGGACAAAGUUACCAUUACCUACGGAAUGCGAUACGGAGAGAGGUCCAUAAAAAGAGCAUUGGAUUAUUUGAAGGAAAAAAACAUAAACAAGCUUCUAGUAGUGCCCCUAUAUCCCCAAUCAGCCGAAUGCACAGUAGCAUCCACGUUUGACUGCGUAGGUGAAAAUUUAAAAAAGUGGAAUAACAUCCCAGAGCUCAGAUUUCUCUCCGGAUACUGUCUAAAUGAAAAGUAUCUAAACAGUAUGACUGAGUGUAUUCAAAACUUUUGGAAAAUAAAUGGAAAAGGAGACAAAUUAAUCAUAUCUUACCAUUCCAUACCUACCAAAACGGUGGAGGAUGGAGACCUAUAUCCUUUUUUUUGUAUCGAGAGUACAAACCAGUUGGUUAAAAAGCUGAACCUUAAGAAGGAAGAUUAUAUUUUAGCUUUCCAGUCAAGAAUAGAAGGACAGAGAUGGAUACAACCAUGCAUCGAAAAUAUUUUAAAGCAAUUAUCUUCUGACAGGUGUAAUGUCGUCGAUGUGGUUUGUCCAUCCUUUUCCGCUGACUGCUUGGAGACAUUGGAAGAAAUUGAAAUAACCUACCGGCAGCAGUUCCUUCAGCAUGGCAAUGGACGCCUUCGAUAUAUAAGCUGCUUAAAUUAUUCCAAAGUGGGCAUUGAUUUUCUCAUGGGCAUUAUUCAGGAGAACAUGGUCGGAUGGUAG